Molecule: messenger RNA, 4616 nt
Organism: Temnothorax curvispinosus
Lineage: Eukaryota; Metazoa; Arthropoda; Insecta; Hymenoptera; Formicidae
Exons: 1
Coding region: 1257-4616 (1119 amino acids)
Source: RefSeq, a predicted model, not a curated record
ACCGCCAGACCGCCAGUAGCUCCCAGGCAGUGACUCCGUCUGUAGCGUGUAACCGGUGGGCGGCCUGCUACGCCCGCACCGUGUGUUAUGUCAUCGAUGACAAUCCCAGGACGCGGCGGCGGUGCUCCGAAUUCGCACGGCGUGGAGUAAGCGCGAGUGACCGAGCAGACCGAGGAUAUAAAGUGGAUAUAAGUGGCGGGAUACCCCGCCGCGGAGUGGAACGUACGGAUUGCGAAUCGCACGAUCGUUCGCCAAGUUGGGAGGUGUGCACCCCGAUUCGAUCUUGGCGAUACUUCCCGGCACGUUUUCAUCUUCCUCGUGGUGUCGGUCCCCUCGCGUUCCUCGAAAGAAACACCCCGCUUCGAGAGAAACACCUAGGCGAGAAGCUGUAGCCGGGCUAGAACGGGCUAGAACGGGCGAGAGGCUCGUCGGCCGGUCGAUGGGUCGAGCUCGGUGCCCAGCGUCGUCAGCGGCCGCGAGCUCAUGCGAGUCGACGCGCCGCGGCAACGAGCUUCGAUGAGGAUCGACGCCCGCGCCCGUGUCACUCUUGCGUAUCCCUGUUUGUCGGCGCGACAUCAGGCGCCGUGUCACGGUUCGAUAGCCGGAUGAACGCCGGCGACCCCGCGAGCGUCAGCGACGUCGGCGGCGCGACCGAGCUCGGGAUCGGGAACGUACGAGCAGACGUCGACGAGCUCGCAUCAGCCGCGUCGGGACGAUAAAGGGACGAAAGCGGUGGUGGUGUCGCGACAGGACUCGUCCCGAAUCGGCGGCGGAACCUUCGUUCCGGGUCGACAAUGGCGCGGUGGCCUUGAGAAUCGAUCGCGCGGGAGCGAGUCGGGUGAACGGUCUCCGGGGUUUCGGUCUGGCGCGAUUGAAUCCGCGCGAUCCACACGCCGCGCGAUCGUUUCGCGCGCGCGCGCGCGCGCCUACCGGGUGUCUACGAUGCGCGGAACGGUAACCGGUCCGGUAACGCCAGGUCGCGAUCACGUUCAAGAGGUACGCCGCCGCGACGUGCGGAAGCGCGACAGGAAAUAUGUGAACCACGAGACUAAUUGUAAGUCACACACGUAGGCAGGUGAUACGCGCGCGCAAAGAAAAUCGCGUGUCGCAUUACGCGGUGGUUGCGAUAAUUCAAUAACGGUCGCCGCCCGGUCGUCGCCCAAGUCAUUAUCGAUCGAUCGGCCAGCAGUCGGGGGACCGGAAGCGAUUCCGUCGGACGAGAGAGACAGAGUAAUCACCGUUCGUUGAAUGGAGUAAUGAGCGGGGCCCCUGCGCGGGGCACAGUGCCCCGACGUCAAAGACGCCACCAUCAUCACCACCACCACCACCAUCAUCAUCAGAAGCAUCAAAAGCGCGUCCGGGACGAAGCGCCGCGGGACGAGACGCUGGACGAGCCCGAGGAGAAGCGACCGAAGAUCAACCCGAUCUUCCUGUGGGCGUCGCAGCGCGAGCAGAGGAUCGUCGAGGUGAGAUGCGAGGAUUACGACAAACGUAAUCGCAUCAAGCUCACCAAGACCGCGCAAGGAUGGCGCUCGAUACCGCGCACCACGUCCAACGGGUACGCGAUUGCCGAAGCCGCCGCUUGCAAGAAGACGACGCCGGGCAUGGCCGACACAUCGCCGGCCUCCUCGGUCUCGUCCAACGACGAGAAGGAAAACGGCAAGCAAUGUCUCCAAGAACCGGCAAACGCGACGGCGAGCUCCCUUCGAUGCCAUCCGCGAAUGUAUUCGCCGAACGGCACGACGAACGGUUUGCUUACUGGCGAAGGCGCAGGCAGAAAGAAGCAGGCGGAAAGAAGAGGUUACGAUGAAGAGACGAAUCGACGAGGAUAUUCCUCUCCCUUGAGGGCGCGCGAUGAAAUUAACGAUGACGAGGGCGGAGAGAAAAAUGGCGAGGAGGGUAAGAAUCACGAGCAAAGCAAGCUGAAGGAUCGUCUGUCCAGCUUGAAGAAUAAGGAUAGAUUGAACGGCUGGAUCAACCUGCAGAGAUUGCAGAUGGACAAGCUGUUCCAGCCGCGCGUCGUGCUGGAACUGCUGCAACUGUCGCAACUCCCCGAGAGCACGCAUCAAAAUAUCGUUCACCAUACGAGAAAUAAGGACGCGACGGCGAGUGAGGCGAAGCGGAUAGAGGAAAAUAGCGAGCGGGACGAGGAGAACGAGGAGAGCACCGUGGCGGAAGAAGAUGAGGAGGAAAGAGAGGAAAAGGUGGACAACGAGGAGGUGGAGGAGGAGGAGAAUAGUGAGAAAUCGAAUCGGAUGAACAAGGCGGGUAUUCAGGACAUAUUGAACAUGAUAGACGCCACGGCCUCGCCCGUUCUCGCCACUGAUACUCCCAGCGCCGAUCUACCGGUGGACUCCACUAAGACCUACGAGGUCCUCGACGAGGAGCAAUCCGCUGAGAGAGAGCAAGUCAAGAACACGGAGCUCGACGAUAUGAAGGAUCGAACGAGGAGCAUAUCCAGUUACGAGACCGAGGCCGUCGACCAAGACGGUGAGAUCGACGAUAAGCUGGAGGUGCACGAAGAAAAGAUCCUGGAGGAUUGCUGCCUGCAGGAGGUAGAAGACAAGAAGAUCCGAGUAGAGGACAAUCUCGGGCUGCUCUCGAUGAAGAAUAACGCCGAGACGACUGCGAAUUCCUGCAAAGUCGCCGAGGCCGACGGCGGUUUCGUCCUCGAUCGACCGAAAUGCGGAUCGGACUCCCUCGUCACGUGGAGGCCGAGCAUACCGACUGAGGAAGAGGAGGCGCCGGACGAGCCCGGCGAGCCGAUGAAGCUCGAUUACGACAGCUCGAAGAUCCUCGACGCCCUGAGGAAUACGCCGGGGCUUUCGGUGUCCGUAAUGAGGACCCACACGCCUGAAAUCGGUAAGAGUCCGAUCGCGCCGCCCGCGAGACCACCCUCAAAGGCAUCCUCGUCGAGCAGAUCGCCAGAUUCUCAAGCGGAAUGUGUCGAGAAGCUGCUGAAGAACGCGAACGACUUUGGUCGCGACGGCUCCCCUCGCAAUCUGCCGGGUCUAUCGAUCGUUAUACCGAGCUACCGCUACAAGAGUGUCUCCGGCCAGCUAACAGCCUCGCCGAACACGAAGCAUCGUGUCGAGUCGCCCGAGAGCACCGUUAGUUUCAACAAGGCCGACGUGUAUCCGGAGGAAAUGAAGGUGGACGGCUUUCCCCACGAGGAGGACGGGGACGAGGAGGAAGACGAGGACGACUGCGACUCGCAAGUUCUGGAAGAUCUCAGACAGCAGAAGGCGGAUUCACUGGCGUACGACGGUAUCGACGCGGAUUACUAUAACGGGCCCGGUACCAGAAGCAAUCAGGACGAUCGCAAAACCACGCUGGAGAACACGAAGAGCGAUCACGCCUGGAUCGGCUCUGGUAGAAACAGCGAGGCGCAGGCCAAAGGUAAAUAUCAAGAUCUCGAGCACUUUGACGAGCAGGUCUUGGAGGAGCUGCGAUCCCGCGGCACCGUGGUCUCGCCGCAGCCCAGUGGAAUUCCUUGUUCUCCCGCGUCCAGGAGACCGUCGUCGGCAUAUCUCGAGAGGUUACUUCCUAGUCCGCCGUGUUCGGUUUCCUGCUCGGAGGACGCCAAAAGCGAAUUGACGUUGAAGAGCAUCUUGGCCUCGUCUAGCUGCGCGGAUCCGCGGGAUUAUGACAAGGCGAAGGAGAUAGUGCCGAUCCGGUCCGAUCAGAGCGUCGAUCAGCCUAUCUCUCGACCCGUGCACUCGAGCAUCGAUAGGAACGUGAGAAGAACUAAUCAGCGCGGCUUCCAGGAACGUCUGAACGUUCACAGUCAGGAGGCGAGAAACUCCGGCCGGCCAAUGUCCAGCGGCGAUAUCCACAGUACCUUUUAUGCGGAACGCGCCGCGCCCAAGAGACCGAUGUCCGCCGAGUGGCAACCAGCGACUGGACAACGGCAAAAGAGCCAGGUCGCCUAUUACCAAAAAACCGUUAGUAAAACAAGGGGCCACUUCACCGAUCAAGAUCAGAUCAUCUGUUCCACGUCCAGCAGCAUGGACAAAUUCUUGGAUCCGGCCAGACAGCUUCGCGAACUGAUCGAAACUGUCGGCCACCUGAUUCCCGAUCCUCUCCUAGUACCUCGCGACUAUUUGCCAGGUUUGGCUGCCGCGCCGGCGACAGAGAUACCAAAAUUACUGUCCAGCAGGCCCGAACUCAGGCUGCCCGAAGCCCUCACCAGGCCCGAUCUUCUCCGGGACCCCGAUCUGCUAGUGAUAUCGCUGGCGCAUCUGCAGCAUGUGCUGGACCACGGCGAAGGCCCGGUCGCCAGGUCGCGGCACUCGUCACCGCAGCAACCUAGAGUCGCCCUUAACGGUGCCGUUAACAAAGGACUGUCCGGUUCGACGAACGGGAAUGGCGUGAGAGGCAGCGGACUCACCCGCGCCAUUAUCACUGGUGGCAGGCCCAAACUCAGCUGCAAGCCGAUCUGCACACUGAUGCCGAUGCAGCCCAUAGACUUGUCAAACGGCGGGCGAACGCGCGUCAACCCCUAUUCGCCCUUGCUUAGAGUGCGCAGUGGACUGCUCAAGCAGGAGCCGGAAGUGAGCUCUACCGCGAGCUCGCCGGAUGAAUCGCAGCUAUGGCAUCCGUUGUUCGGCAGGUAA